AUGGGAUAUCGCUAUGAAUCUCGAUCAGAUGCCAUUGGGCAUCAUCUCAAUGGCUUGGAAAAAGAAACCAAUUGUGAGAUAAGUUUAGAUGAAGUCAAACAUCGUGAAGAUAAUACUACAUCAUCUCACGACAAAGGUACCACCAGUUUUAACUAUGAUGAAAAUAUUGAAGAACCAAAGGUUGGCAUGACUUUUGACACUAUUGAAGAGCUUGCUACUUUUUAUGCAAAUUAUGGGGAAAAAAAAGGAUUUGGAGUGUAUAAAAGGUCUUCGAGAAAGUCCUACACUGAUGAUGAGAAAAAGUAUGCGACUGUUUCAUGUAAUCCAGCAGGGAAGUCAAUUUCCAAAUCAAAAAAUAUUUUGAACCCUCGACCCGUUUCUAAAACAAAUUGUCCAGCAAAAGUUAAUGCAGUUCUUGGACAUGAUAAAAAGUGGAAUGUGUCAAAAGUUGAGCUCAAACACAAUCAUCCGUUUAGUCCAAGCAAAGGACGUUUUUAUCGGUGCCAUAGGUUCGUGAAUCGAAAUGUCAAAAGACGACUUGAAAUCUAUCAAAGAGCUAGAGUAAGAAUGAAUAAGGGUUUUAAUACCUUUGUCGUGGAGAAUGGGGGGUAUGAAAAUGUACCAUUUACGGAAAAGGAUUGUCGUAACUACAUUGAUAAAGUGAAGCGAUUAAAGUUUGGAGAAGGUGAUGCUGAAGCAAUUCAAAGUUAUUUCACGAAGGUUCAAUCUUCAGAUCGGAAUUUUUUUUACACAUGGAAAUUAGACGACGAAAAUCGAUUAAAGAGUUUGUUUUGGGCGGAUGCGCGAUGUAGGGCAGCUUAUGAGGAAUUUGGGGAUGUUGUCACAUUCGAUACUACGUAUCUUACAAAUGAGUAUGAGAUGCCAAUGGCUCCAUUUGUAGGAGUAAAUCAUCAUGGACAAUCAAUAUUGCUUGGUUGUGGAUUGAUUUCAAAUGAAGAUAAUGAGACAUUCACAUGGCUAUUCCAGUCAUGGCUUGCAUGUAUGUCUGGGCAUCCUCCUAAAGCCAUUAUCACAGAUCAGGACCAAGCUAUGAAGAACGCAAUACAGAAUGUGUUUCCUGAUGCACGUCAUAGGUGA
Messenger RNA from Erigeron canadensis, 1098 nucleotides. Its product is annotated as protein FAR1-RELATED SEQUENCE 8-like. Lineage: Eukaryota; Viridiplantae; Streptophyta; Magnoliopsida; Asterales; Asteraceae. The coding region runs from base 1 to 1098 and encodes 365 amino acids. The record is from RefSeq and is a predicted model, not a curated record. The transcript has 3 exons.